AAGUCGAGACCUGAAGAGACUCACCAGAAAACUCAGGAUGGCAGUCUGUGACAAAACCAUCCCCUGGAGGAUCUGGGCGUUCACGUUCCUUCUUACAGGUGCUGUGGGUCAAACUGUGAAUUAUCCACGUCCUGUCUGUGGUGUGGAAACAUCGACUGUCACCCUCCCCUGCACCUUCACACCACUCAGGUCCUUCAUUCAGAGUGAAAGAGAAGUUUUACUGGAGAUCGUCAGAGUCCGCUGGUGCAAGAAUCAUCUCAUUUGUCAGGGAAACACUCCGUCUGUGUACGACAGCAACUCUGAGACCAACGACCCUCGCUACCAAUACCUGGGAGACAAGAAGGGAAACUGCACUUUACAGAUCAGAGAUCUACGGCCUGAGGACUCAGCAACGUUUCGCUUCAGGAUGGAAGCCGAUCAUACUGAAGGACAUUUUACUGGACAGUCAGGAGUGACUGUCACAGUUGUUGAUGAGACUGAAAUGAGAAUAAUCAGCUCCAGUGGUGAGAGCGUGAUGAGAGAGGGUCAAACAGUCACACUGCACUGCACUGCAAACUGCACUUUCCACCAACUGGAGGUCACCUGGUUCAGAGAUGACCACGCCCUCCCCGCAUCUGGCCCCGCCUUCCAGCUCGGCCCUCUGACUGCAGGGGAUUCUGGGAACUACACCUGUGGUUUGAAGAACAACUUGAAGAAACGCUCCCUGACGUACACGCUGCACGUCGGAGAAAAAGGAGAGGACGUCACCCUGGCUCGGACAGUGGGUGUGGUGCUCGGGGUCCUGGUGGUUCUGUGUGCUCUCAUACUGGUCUUCUUCAUGGUCAGAAGGACGAGGGCUCAGAGAGCUGUGGGGGGACGCAAGUGUCCUGAUAACAUCUGCAGCAACAACCCACAGCCUGCUGAGGAGGGAAGGGAUCAUCAACAGGAAACCAGUGAAGUCGAGGAGGACAUCAGCUACGCCUCCGUCCAGUUCAAACACAAGAACCAGGCCAGGCCCGUGGAGGAGGCUGCGGAUGUCGUCAUCUACUCGUCUGUGGCCAGCAGAGGCUGAAGCUCCGUCUCAUUCUCACCUCACAGCGUAAUGACGGGGCUCUUUGUUUCCCGCAGCAGUGGAACUGAAUGUGAUAACCAGCUUUGUUCCAAACAUCUGUAAUUAGAAUUAUUUUCCCAAAAACCAGACAGUGCUGUGGAGUAGCUACAGGAUUUGACCACUGACACUGACAGAUAACUGAUAAUACUUUCUUAUAACUGCCCCACCCAUACCCAGCUAAGCUCACUGGACAAGAACCCCCCCUUCAAAUCCCUGUUGAACCCCUGCUGCAGGUCAUCAGAAUCAGCACCAUCAGAUCUGAUGUGACCGCUGUGGAUGGAGGUGUCCCGUGGAUGGAGGCGUCCCGUGGAUGGAGGCGUCCCGUGGAUGGAGGCGUCCCGUGGAUGGAGGCGUCCCGUGGAUGGAGGCGUCUCGUGGAUGCUGAUGUUUGUGAAGCACAGAGGUCUCUCUCUCUCUGUGCACGUCUCAUUUUGUCUCCGUGUCUCGUUGUUUUUCUCAUUUUGAAUGUUUUGACCUGACCAUUUAUUUGUUUGUUGUAAUUUAUUCUGUGAAGCAGGUUUAUCUGGUGGUUUUGUUAAAAAGAUGCUGUGUAAAGAGUUUUUAGAUUUAAGUAUAGAUGAGAUUCCAUUUGUGUCAUGUUCACACAUUUAAAGUUUCCACGGUGAAGAGAUGGUACAACACGGCCUGCUGACACGAAACAUGAAGGCAACAUGGUUGGACACGGCCUCUGCACCGUGAGUGAGUCGAGAGUAAAUGGUAUGAAAUGUUUUUAUAAUGUAAGGUGACCUUGAGUGUCAAGAAAGGCGCCUAUAAAUAAAAUGCAUUG
Molecule: messenger RNA, 1877 nt
Organism: Toxotes jaculatrix (banded archerfish)
Lineage: Eukaryota; Metazoa; Chordata; Actinopteri; Toxotidae
Product: V-set and immunoglobulin domain-containing protein 2-like
Exons: 7
Coding region: 38-1051 (337 amino acids)
Source: RefSeq, a predicted model, not a curated record